Molecule: messenger RNA, 1440 nt
Organism: Elgaria multicarinata webbii
Lineage: Eukaryota; Metazoa; Chordata; Lepidosauria; Squamata; Anguidae
Gene: ANTXRL
Product: ANTXR like
Exons: 15
Cellular component (GO): cell surface; plasma membrane
Molecular function (GO): transmembrane signaling receptor activity
Source: RefSeq, a predicted model, not a curated record
UUACCUAGUGGCAAAGCAAGAACUGAAAGGCUUGUCUUUUUCCCCAGGGAAGCCAUCCAGCGUGGCCUUGCAGUUCUUCAGAGACAAGUGCCUGGGGGAGACACAUUCAUGCAUGAAGGCUUUAAGAGGGCCAAUGAACAAAUUUACCUUGAAAAUCAUGGAGGACUCCAGACAGCGAGCGUGAUCAUAGCUCUAACCGAUGGGGAGCUGCAAGAGGCUCAGUUUUAUUAUGCAGAGAAAGAAGCCGACAGAGCAAGAUCCCUUGGGGCAAUUGUCUAUUGCGUUGGUGUGAAAGACUUCAAUGAAACUCAGCUGUCAACCAUUGCUGAUACCAUUGAUCAUGUUUUCCCUGUGACUGGAGGUUUUUAUGCUCUCAGAGGCACCAUUGAUUCAAUUCUGAAGAAAUCCUGUAUUGAGAUCCUAGCAGCUGAACCAUCAAGCAUCUGUGCAGGAGAAUCCUAUCAAGUGGUGGUGAAAGGCAAUGGCUUUUAUUACGCAAGGAACAUUGACCAAGUGCUCUGCAGUUUCAAGAUCAAUAACACUGUUACUCUCAAUGAAAAGCCAACAGUGGUUCAAGACACUUACUUACUUUGCCCUGCUCCAGUGAUAGAAGAUGUUGGACAGGUGGUUUUCCUGCAAGUCAGUAUGAACAGUGGGCAGACGUUCAUCACCAGCUCUGUCAGCAUUACCAGCACACACUGUCUUCAUGGGACAGUCCUUUUCAUAGCACUUUUAAUUCUGUUCCUGCUACUGGCCUUAGUCCUUCUCUGGUGGUUCUGGCCACUCUGCUGCACUGUGGUGAUCAAGGACCCACCACUCCCACCACCCCUGGAUCCUGACUCAGACGAUGAAGAUGGGUUCCCAAAGAAAAAGUGGCCUACAGUGGAUGCAUCUUAUUAUGGAGGGAGAGGCGUUGGUGGCAUCAAGAGAAUGGAGGUGAGAUGGGGUGACAAAGGCUCAACAGAGGAAGGAGCAAAACUAGAGAAGCCAAAAAAUGCCGUAAUCAAAUUGCCAGAACAAGACAAUGAACCAUGGGAACCCAAGCCAAAGAAAUAUAAUGUGCAGAAAUUGCCCUCCCAAAGGAAAUGGUAUACCCCCAUCAAGGGCAAGCUGGAUGCCCUGUGGGCCCUUGUUCGGCAAGGCUAUGAUCAAGUCUCUCUUAUGAGACCACAGCCAGGAGAUAAGGGACGCUGCAUAAAUUUCACCAGAGUGAAAUCAGAUGGGACUGUCAUCUCAUACAGUUCACCUCAGAAGCCCUCCGAGCAAUGCACCCUCCACCCUGCUGCAAGAAGUCCAUCCUCUCCAGAGCCAGUGCAGCCUCCUCCCUGCAGGCAGCUCCCUCCUGGGCCUCCCCCAUCACGGCUCCCUCCUGGGCCACCUCCAUCACGUCCCCCACCUCGGCUUCUGGCUUAGAGUAUGGGAAACCGAGAUUGCUCUAAC